UAAUAGCAGCAGUCCUGCACGUGGCCGUGUCCAGAGUCAACCAGCUGGACCCAGGGACGCAGGGAUAUUCUUAUUGAGCUUUUUUUCUCCUGCGCCACAAACUCCUGCUGCUUCCACUCCCGGGCUACUUGUCCCAUUUGAGACCACUUCAAAAUCUUUUCUAUGUAAGGAUGCCACAGUUUUGCUUUGUCAUAAUAUGUUCUAUGAAGAAGGGAGAAUUCAGUGUCAACUGAAAAUCUCCUGGUUGGCCCCAACUGGAACCCGAAGCAAAGCGCUGUAGUGGUAACCAGUUCAGAAGAUGGCGUUCCAUCAUUCCAUCAUUGGUUUCAUUCAGAAAGACUGGCAUGAUGCUUUCUUCUCAAGUCAAGUCCCAUGGUUGUCUUUUUCUAGAGUUACAUGGCAAGCUAAAGAGUUUGGAUAUUAUUCUGUAGGAAAUGUAACUAAACUGGUUCAAGGUGUUUGAACUGGUUGCCAAAACACUUUGGAAAGUGAAUAUUUGACCCCACACUGAACGGGAGAGUUCCAAAAGAAUGACCAAGUUAGAAAUGGUGUGACUCCCUGCACAGGUGGUUUCUUAUUUUCCUGGAUUUAAUGUAUAAGCUCUUCUUCCAGGUUAAUUGUGAGCACCCUUUCCCACUUCCAUAUGUCCUGGUGGUUUCUUGGCACAACUGGAAUCAAACACAAUACCACAAUAAACAUGAGUGCUUUUUCAAUGUUGCAUUCUCAAGACCGGUUGUCACUCAUAUACUCAUGUCUGAUCUUUUCUCCCCGCCCCCCAUAGAACGAGAACAUUGAGGCGCUCCAGAGGAUGAUCAGGGCUUUGCUGGAGGAGGCCCCCUCUGUCUGGAACUUAAUCAGCAUCUUGAAGGUAAGUGCAAUGAAAGCCCUAUUCAGACAGUCGGUAGUACAUGUGUGCAGGUGUCUGAACACUGGUACGUGAUUUUGUGUGCAUGACUGUAGUUGCAUUUGUUUUAAAAGUGAACCUGGGCACGGGCCCCUCACAUGCCUGGUCCAGCUAGGAAGUGUCAUGCAGUGCCUGAAAACAGGACUGCCUUUUGGUUACACGGUUUCCAUUCACCCCUGAGCUCGUUCAUGGUUCUUCUCUGCAACUUUGCCAGCUCUAACAUAAUCUGGCUGAGCUGGGCUGACCAGAACUGCACCCCAUAUGUCAAAGGUCUCUGCCCCAAAGCAUUGGAGCAGCUGUCUCGACCCAAUUCCUCAGCCAGAAGGAGGAUGAUGCACCAUCUGGAAGCCUAUUGGGCUACCUGUAUUGCUGCCCCUCCUUCUGUUCUGCACUCCUUCCCUGCCCCAUUGGCCCCAACUCCUGCCAAUGUCUGCUUAAGGGUCGCUUUCUCGCUUUCUCCCUGCUCUCUUCUAGGCUGCGAAGAGUCUGCCUUUGCUGUAAGCAGAUCUUUAAGUCCUCCCCCACCAAUGACUCCGCCAAGGGCAAGCCCCCCAGAGGGAGGUUCUUUAAAUGGAAACACCGCAUUGAGCCUACUCCAGCACCACCUCCAACUCCCACAGGGGACUCCCCGGCAGUAUCCGGAGUCACCAUCGAUGAGCAGGUGCCCCUGGUUGGGACUGGGGCCGACUCUUUGGGGAAGAUCUGACUACUGGGAUCUGACUACUGGAGUGGAGAAAAUAGAAAGAGCUGAGGAAAUUAUGGAGGACAUCAAGAAGCAUCCAGACCCUGGGUUUCUCUUGAGCCUCACCAUGGACACUCUUACGGAACUCAGCAAAAUGAAGCCAGCUCUGCCGUUCAAUGUAAAAGCAGCCGUCCUGCACGUGGCGGUGUCCGGGGUGGAUCAACUGGACCCAGGGACCCAGGAGAAAAUGGCAUCCUUCAAGAAGAUGCUCAGGGGGCUGCUGGAGGAUGCCCCCUCUAUCCAGGACACAAUUGGCAUCUUGAAGGAGCUCCACAAGUACAUCAACUCGGAGAAGCCCCGGCUGCAGACUCUGGGCCGAGAAGCCUACACUGAUGCUCUGGCUCACGUGGCCAGACUGCCCAAUGUGGAACUGGCCACAUGGAAGGUUUUCUUUCACAAGGCAAAGGAGUUGGAUCAUCAUGACAUCCAGAGCACCAUCAAAGAUGGCCUUGUCUUCGAGGACUUCCAUGAAAAGGAGGAUCUUUGUCUGAUCGCCCAUUUGCUUCCUUUUCUUUUUAAUGCUCCUAAAGCUAGGAGAAUAGCUGCCUGAAAGUAUUAUAUGUUUUUAAGAAUCAUACAUAUCAUACAUAUUACAUAAUUGAUUUUAACAAUGACUUUGAAAUGGUUCUGUAUUGUAUUUUGUAUUUCCUUCACCCCUCCCCCCUUUUUUGAUCUGUUAUGAUUUAAUUUUUUGUUUGUUUUAUCUUAAUAAAUACUGUUUAUUGUUCUUA
This is a messenger RNA of Hemicordylus capensis (graceful crag lizard), 2377 nucleotides long. RefSeq lists its product as uncharacterized. The transcript has 8 exons. NCBI's taxonomy places the organism in Eukaryota, Metazoa, Chordata, Lepidosauria, Squamata, Cordylidae. The coding region runs from base 1003 to 2196 and encodes 397 amino acids. The record is from RefSeq and is a predicted model, not a curated record.